UUUCUGUGGCAUGCCGGGUGUGGGCUGUGUAAUCUAAAACAAUAAAGACGCAGUGCAAUUUAUGACAGGCACAAGUAGUCAUAUUAUUGCUAAUCGCUUGUUUAUUUCCUUCAGAAUGAAGACCAUUCUCAGUAACCAAACUGUGGACAUCCCCGACAACGUCGAGGUGUCCCUUAAGGGUCGCACAGUUGUGGUAAAGGGACCCCGUGGCACUCUCCGCCGCGAGUUCAACCACAUUAACCUGGAGCUCAGUCUGCUGGGCAAGAAACAGAAAAAGUUGCGUGUGGACAAGUGGUGGGGUAACAGGAAGGAGCUGGCCACAGUCCGCACCAUUUGCAGUCAUGUACAAAACAUGAUCAAGGGGGUCACCCUGGGCUUCAGAUACAAGAUGCGAUCUGUAUAUGCCCAUUUCCCCAUUAACGUGGUGAUGCAGGAGAAUGGCUCUCUGGUGGAGAUCAGAAACUUCUUAGGGGAGAAGUACAUCCGCCGUGUCCGUAUGAGGCAAGGUGUAUCAUGUGCAGUUUCAGCCGCUCAGAAAGACGAGCUGGUUCUGGAGGGUAAUGACAUUGAGCUGGUGUCAAAUUCAGCGGCCCUUAUCCAGCAGGCAACCACAGUGAAAAAUAAGGAUAUCAGAAAGUUCCUGGAUGGUAUUUACGUCUCUGAGAAGGGAACUGUAGUUGAGGCCGAGUCGUAGAGAACAUGAGAGCUGCUCUGAUCCAGCAGGCCACCACUGUGAGAAAAAAGGACAUUCGGAAGUUUCUGGAUGGCAUCUAUGUCAGCGAGAAGGGCACAGUUGUGGAACAGCAGGAGGACUAAAUUAGUCUCUGUAAAAUCUGUCAAUAAAGACCAACUCCUUUUCAACCACAA
Molecule: messenger RNA, 867 nt
Organism: Myxocyprinus asiaticus (Chinese sucker)
Lineage: Eukaryota; Metazoa; Chordata; Actinopteri; Cypriniformes; Catostomidae
Product: 60S ribosomal protein L9-like
Exons: 7
Coding region: 62-694 (210 amino acids)
Biological process (GO): cytoplasmic translation
Cellular component (GO): cytosolic large ribosomal subunit; ribosome
Molecular function (GO): rRNA binding; structural constituent of ribosome
Source: RefSeq, a predicted model, not a curated record